CUUUUCAUGAGUCAUUUAUUACUUACUCGGGAUCGUUCGUUUGGUCGACUUCGCAAUAUUUUGCGUUGGACCAGUGAGUCGUUGACUUUUCAACUUGUCGACGACAAUAGUCAUGUUUGUCUCUUCUGUGUUUAUCCUGCGUUUUGUUUGGGGCCUUUGUUAUAUGCCUUUCCUGAUAGCGUUCAACUAUUAACUGUUGUUUGUUGGACUCGCGAAGAUUGUCAACAAGCUGAACAAUUUGUACAACAACAAUAUCCUAAUCGUUUCCAUUGUCAAUAUGUACACUGCAAUUGUGAGGAAACCUCACUAGCUUCUGUUUUAACAGAAAAGUAUGAUAUCAUUCUUUGUUGGGGUUGGUUGGAACGAUUGUUUUCUUCCUUAGAGUUGGUAAAGGACUUUUUGACUCAAGUUUCCUUAAAGUUGCAACCAAAGGGAUUCUUUGCUGGCAUAACCAUCAAUAGCAGUUACAUUUGGACCAUGGCUCAGAAAUACUUGGAAAGACAUGCGGCUGCUUCUUAUCCUAUGAUAAUCGAAAACCCACUUUGGACUUUGAUACUUUUACAGGGAGAUGUGUUUUCUUCCAUCGGUACGCCGUUGAGUAUUCGUUAUCACAGUGAAAUGAGAACGUCACGGCUACCAGAAACAGAAUAUUUAGUACAUGCACCUACAUUGUUUCAUUAUUGUGAUGCUUUUGGUUUGGAGUGGAUCGAUUGGUUGAGUGGUCGUGACUGGUGGUCUGCUCAUAAGAACAUUGGAUUUCAACGUUUGAUGGAAAUGGGUGUGAUAACAAAGGAUUCUCGUCAUUUGAGUAAAGAAGAAUAUGAAUUGUUGGGAAUAUUUGCAUGUUUUAUAACGAUUAAACAUAGUUCGAGUCAAUGAAUGGUUAACAGAUUGGACAGUUUUUCUUGCCAUUCCGUAAGCGUAGGUAAGUGUUUCUCCU
Messenger RNA from Galdieria sulphuraria, 940 nucleotides. Its product is annotated as mRNA capping enzyme family protein. Gene Ontology annotation, biological process: 7-methylguanosine mRNA capping. Bases 7 to 879 code for a protein of 290 amino acids. Gene Ontology annotation, cellular component: nucleus. Gene Ontology annotation, molecular function: mRNA 5'-cap (guanine-N7-)-methyltransferase activity. NCBI's taxonomy places the organism in Eukaryota, Rhodophyta, Bangiophyceae, Galdieriales, Galdieriaceae. The transcript is spliced from 3 exons. The record is from RefSeq and is a predicted model, not a curated record.